AUGUCUUCUUUUGCGCCUUUUAGAACUUUCAACUUCCAAUCCCUGAUUCAAACACUUAACCGCCAUGUUCUCAUCCUCGGCGGCAACGGCAAGAUUAGCCGCCUUCUUACAGUCAUGCUGUUGCAAAAGUCGUGGACUGUCACAAGUCUGAUUCGUAACCCAGACCAGAUCGACGACUUGAAGAAGAUCUCUGAGGGUCUACCGGGAACACAUAAGAUAGUGGUGCAUGAUCUCAUCACCAUAACUAGCCAGGAGAAGGCCGCUGCUGUUAUUGAUGAAGUGAACCCAGAUUCGGUUGUUUUCAGCGCUGGACCUGGCAGGGGAACUGAUCAAGACACAAUCAUCCGAAUCGAUCGUGAUGCCGCCAUCUUCUUCACGCAAGCCUCGGUUGCCAAUGAAACCAUCAGUCAUCAUGUGCAAGUGUCCUACCUUGGCGCUCGUCGCGAACAAGCUCCCUGGUGGACUCCUGAAGACUGGGAGGGCUGGAAGAAGGUCAAUUCGACCUUCCUAGGUCCCUACUAUGAGCCCAAGGUUGCGGCCGACGAAGCUCUCGUGACUGAAGGCGGUGUUCUCCUAGGCCAGACGAAGCAAGCUAGGGGUAUGACAACUCGAGCGUCAACGGCGAGAGCAAUGGCGUUGGUGUUGGAGCAGGAGCAUGUCAAGGGACAUUGGUUGGAUGUCCUAGACGGCGAAGAAGAUGCUCAGACUGCAGUCGAUCGAUACGCUCGUGAGGAAACUGAAUGUGCUCUAGGAGAGCCAUCCACAUCCUUCUUAAAGAUUCACUACAUUGGCAUCAUUUUCAACAUGGGCUGUAUUCCCAAGCUUCGUUUGCCAAGACGCCUGCGACGUUGGUUUAAGAAGAAGAACAAGGACAACCAAGCCCGCGAGAGCGUUGAACUAAGUGUCAUCUCGCGUCCUUUCAAUGUCUAUCGCAUAGACAGCAAGGGCAAUCGUCAAGAGAUGCCACAAUUUCUUCCAGCGCCUGCCGACCUCUACGGCCAGGUCGUCGCUCCUGCCACCAAUGGCACCGGCCUCACUUACCUCGGCAUGCCAGUCCCUGAUGGCUCUGCCGUCACCGAUGGUAGCGGCAGCGAGGACAGUGUUGCCGUCGACACCAAGGCCAAGACUGGUGCCCAGGUGAAGCAGCAGAAUGGCGACACCGUUGCCGGUCCUUCCGCCAAGGACAUCUAA
Molecule: messenger RNA, 1191 nt
Organism: Fusarium poae
Lineage: Eukaryota; Fungi; Ascomycota; Sordariomycetes; Hypocreales; Nectriaceae
Exons: 7
Coding region: 1-1191 (396 amino acids)
Source: RefSeq, a predicted model, not a curated record